Molecule: messenger RNA, 1740 nt
Organism: Oppia nitens
Lineage: Eukaryota; Metazoa; Arthropoda; Arachnida; Sarcoptiformes; Oppiidae
Gene: Rel
Product: nuclear factor NF-kappa-B p100 subunit-like
Exons: 10
Coding region: 66-1718 (550 amino acids)
Biological process (GO): canonical NF-kappaB signal transduction; regulation of DNA-templated transcription; innate immune response
Cellular component (GO): cytoplasm
Molecular function (GO): DNA-binding transcription factor activity; DNA binding
Source: RefSeq, a predicted model, not a curated record
AUUGAAUGGUUGUGAUAGUGAAUAAAAGUUUUUCAACAAUUGAUAGUUUAUAAUAUUUGUGAUAAAUGUCUGCACAAAAUAGUAAUUAUUUAAUUUCCAAUGUAUCUGAUAAUACAAUUGAAAGUUUGCCACAAAUCAAUCAUUUGUCAUCAAAUGUCUCGUCAAUCACUAACACAUCGAUAACCACAUCAACCAUCAGUAGUCCGAGAGACUCGUAUUCCUGUUAUAUCAAUGGACUAACCAUUGAGAUAACAAACCCCAACAAUAGUGAUACUAAUAGUGAUACACUUCAGACCUCCACAUCAGUACUUAUGUCCGACUCUUCCACUCCUUCUCUCAUUUUAACACUGGAUUCACCUAAUAAUGUCACUCAAAGUACUGUUACAUCAGCCUCUCCUAUACCUCCACUGAUUCUCCCAAACCCACAAACAAACGGCUUUCAGCACAAUAUGACAUCGCAUGAGAUUCACGUGGAAAACAUGAGACAAAAUAACAGAUCUCAUCUGAAGAUUUUAGAGCAGCCAACGAAUCGCAUUAGAUAUCGAUAUAGAAGUGAAAAGGGCUCUCACGGGGGACUAACCGGAGAAAAUAGUUCACAAAAUAAGAAAACAUAUCCAACUGUUAAGAUAGAAAACUAUCACUCGUCAGCUCAGGUAUAUAUUAGGGCCAGUCUAUACACUAAUGAGGACAGACCAAAGAAUCACGUACAUAAGCUCAUGGGCCGACAUUGCAAUGAUGAGGGACAUUGCAUUGUUCCCGUUUCAGACAAUAUGAUCGCUACAUUUCAGAAUUUAGGCGUUUUGUUUGUCGGCAAAAAAGAAGUGCCGGAUAUUAUCUUCAGACGAAAAUUAGACGAAACCAAUACAAUCAACAACUCUUACAUCAAUUCAAUUCAUUUAUCGGAUAUCGAUAAACAAAGAUUACGUGAAGAAUCAGAAAAGGAAGCAAAAGAUAUGAAUUUAAAUUCAGUGAAAAUAUGUUUUGAAGCCUUUGUUUACGAAAAUGACAUGAGUUAUGCCAUUUGCAAUCCUGUCUUUUCCCGUCCCGUUGCCAAUCAAAAAUCACCAGAUUCUGGUGAAUUGAAAAUUGUAAGAAUGGAUAAGCAUUGGGGAUCCGCCACAGGUGAUGAAGAGGUGUUUUUGUUGUGCGAAAAAGUCAACAAAAAAGAGAUUAAAAUACGAUUUUUUGAGACCGAUAGCGAAGGCAAUCAGCUUUGGGAGAGUUUUGCUAAUUUCUCUGAGGCUGACGUUCACCAUCAGGUGGCAAUCGUGUUUCGGACGCCUCCCUAUAGAGACCCAAAUAUAGAGACAUCAGUACAGGUAUACUUGCAGUUAUACCGAGCCCGUGAUGGUGAGUACAGUGAGCCCCGACCCUUCACCUAUAAACCAAAAGAUACCGAAGACAAUGAAAGCAUCGAUAGGAAGCGUCGCAAAAUCAGUCACUUUAACCCCACUGUCCCUCAUAUCAGCAAUGAUAGCGGCAAUACUACAUUUGUAAGCCAUUCAUAUCCUAAUUUACAUACAGAUCCUAACAAUGAUUCACGAGAUAAUAACAAUAACAAUAUUGGAUAUUAUGGGCACUCCAACUGUUUGGAUGAUUAUCCAAAGCGUAAAACCCAUUUGCAAAAUAAGUCAAAUAACAUAAAUCGUAAUAUCAAUCAAAACCUUAAAAAAGGGACAUUCAUUGAAAAUUCAAACGUUGUUUUACUCUUUUCAUAAAAUAAAUGAUAAGUUUAUAACU